Messenger RNA from Sinocyclocheilus rhinocerous, 330 nucleotides. RefSeq names its product glycine cleavage system H protein, mitochondrial-like. The annotation marks the transcript as partial. The transcript has 3 exons. Gene Ontology annotation, biological process: glycine decarboxylation via glycine cleavage system; protein lipoylation. Lineage: Eukaryota; Metazoa; Chordata; Actinopteri; Cypriniformes; Cyprinidae. Gene Ontology annotation, cellular component: mitochondrion; glycine cleavage complex; cytoplasm. The record is from RefSeq and is a predicted model, not a curated record.
UCUGCAGCACUGAAGUUCACAGACAAACACGAGUGGGUUCGCGUGGACAGUGGUGUGGCAACAGUGGGCAUCAGUAAUUUUGCACAGGAGGCACUGGGGGACGUGGUCUACUGUGGGCUCCCUGAAGUUGGUACAAAGUUAUCACAGUCUGAUGAAUUUGGUGCUCUGGAGAGUGUUAAAGCAGCGAGUGAGUUGUACUCUCCUCUGACGGGGGAGGUGACAGAUGUCAAUGACGCCUUGGCAGACAACCCAGGACUGGUCAACAAAUCUUGCUAUAAAGACGGUGAGACAUUACUUCAAACUCUUUUGGACUCAAACUGGCCUGGAAUA